AUGACUCUCAUCCGAUCAGCAGUUUGUAGGGCCUGCAGACGGUCCCAAUUUCAGCUGCGACGGAACUUUGCGACAGCCAACGGCCAACAGGCUACAUCGAAUACCAAGGUCAAGCUUGUCGAGGUUGGUCCUCGCGACGGAUUACAAAAUGAGAAGAAGACAAUUCCACUUGCUACCAAGAUCGAUCUGAUCGAGCGAUUAGCCAGGACUGGUGUUUCUACGAUUGAGGCCGGGUCUUUUGUCUCGCCGAAAUGGGUUCCUCAGAUGGCAAAUUCGAGUGAAAUUCUUGAGCACCUGCUUCAGAACAAAGUACAAGCACCUGUUCCCAUGACAUAUUCCUUCCUGGCCCCCAACACCAAGGGGCUCCAAAACUGUGCCGACAUUCUGAAAGCCAACCCCGAAACCUUCUCCACUCAACUUGACCCUCGAGCCGAUAGCAACGGCGAACCUAAGCCUGCAAUGGAAGUCGCCGUAUUUGCGGCAGCCACCGAGAGCUUCUCACAAAAGAACCUCAACUGCGACAUCCAGACGUCCUUGGAGCGAUUCAAGGCUGUCAUCCAGGACUCCAAGGCUCUAGGUCUUCGAGUUCGGGCAUAUAUCUCUGUUGUUUUGGGGUGCCCGUUUGAAGGAUUCGACGUUGACCCUCACAAGGUUGCCGAAAUCGCCACAGAUCUUCUCGAGUCGGGAGCCGAUGAAAUUUCCCUGGGCGAUACUACCGGUAUGGGUACUGCGCCUCGCACCAGCGCCUUGCUAAGGUGCAUGUCUGCUGCGGGCAUUCGCACUGAGGACAUCGCCAUGCACUUUCACGACACGUAUGGCCAGGCAUUAGUCAACACUGCGGUAUCGUUGGAGCACGGUAUUAGAACGUUUGACAGCAGUGUAGGUGGACUUGGUGGCUGUCCUUAUAGCCCUGGUGCGACUGGUAACGUCUCCACGGAGAACAUGGUUUACUUUAUGGAGACACUAGGCAUGGAUACUGGUAUUGACCUGGAUGCCAUGACUGAUAUUGGGUCGUGGAUUUCGACGGAGUUGGGUAAGUCGAAUGGUAGUACUGUUGGAAAAGCGGUGCUGGGGGCGAGGGCUAGAGCUGCGGCCGAGGCUGCCAAGGCUUGA
Metarhizium brunneum ARSEF 3297 is the source of this 1113-nucleotide messenger RNA. It is a transcript of the gene liuE, whose product is annotated as 3-hydroxy-3-isohexenylglutaryl-CoA/hydroxy-methylglutaryl-CoA lyase. Gene Ontology annotation, molecular function: hydroxymethylglutaryl-CoA lyase activity. NCBI's taxonomy places the organism in Eukaryota, Fungi, Ascomycota, Sordariomycetes, Hypocreales, Clavicipitaceae. Gene Ontology annotation, biological process: L-leucine catabolic process; ketone body biosynthetic process. The record is from RefSeq and is a predicted model, not a curated record.